CAGAAGAGGGCAGCAUCUUGUUUUUACUGCAUCUAUUCUGAUAAAUGAAGAAGAACAAGGAGGAAGAAGACACAGCAGUCACCCUGCAGAGUAGUAGAGAGCAUGAAUAAACAGCAUUGAUCUACAGAUAUGUCUGCAGGUUGUGUGCGGUGGAUGCUGAGCCGUACAGUGAGAGCUGUGUGUGGCGGCAGCCGCGGCUACUGGACACCAGCAUCAAGAUUCAGCAUAUGCAGCGACAGAUCAAACAUCACAGCUUCCUCCUGGAGACGGUCUCCGUUCUGCACCGCUGUAGACGAUGAUACAGAACAGACUCCCGCGCUAAAGAAAAAAAAGCAUGACCCCCGAGCUCCUGCCACAAUCGGCGCCGUUGGCCGCAAGAUCCCGCAGCGCGAGAUACAGGUGAUAAGCGAGACAGGCGAGGAGCUGGGCACCAUGCACCGUUCAGAUGUGAUCAGAAUCAUGGACGAGCGGGGUCUCAAAUUGGUGCUGCUCAGUGAACGCAAAGAUCCUCCCGUCUACCAGCUGAUGAGCGGCAAACAGAUCCACGAAGAGCAGCUGAAACUGCGGGAGAAACCGAAAGCUAAAGCAGCUGCCGUGCAGGUGAAAGAGCUCACCUUUUCAUCCGGCAUCGCAGCUCAUGACAUCUCCACCAAGAUGAAACAAGUGGAGAGUUGGCUGGAGAAGAAGAACCAUGUUAGAAUUACUCUGAAAUCAGGACGCGGAGCACCUGUAGUCGAGCUGGACACGACUCUGGAGCAGAUAGUGCAACAAAUGAAGGUGGCGGUGGGAUUUGUUUCUAAGCCAAAAACCAUACGUGACGGUCAAGCAGCCAUGUGCAUCCUCCGACCGCCUUCAGCAAAGGAGCUGUCGCAGAAAGGGAAGAACAAGGCUGCAGAUUCGCAGUCUGACGGCUCGAGUUCGAAAGCCACCGAGAGCAAAACACCCGCCUCUCCUGUUAGCAACACGGACACAACAGAAGGAUCUAUACAGCAGUGAUCUGACGGAAAUAAAACAUUCUCAUGAAAACUAAUUGACUUAAAUGUCACGGUUUGGUGUAAAUUUCUUCACCAGGUCAGCGCAGUGCAGGUCACCAGGGGAGACACUACAGGUGAAGACGGUAAACAUUUUAAUUAAUAGACAUCACCAUGACAUUUCCUCAGUUGGUAUUAAAUACGCAAAUGAGGCAUUAUCAUUUAAAAUCUUUGCAUACAUUUCCAGAACAGAAAUCUGAACAUUGGAUAAAGCCAGGUUCAAAAUGCUUGUUUCAUUUUGCUCUCACAUUAGAGUCAAAGGUUUUUACUGAGGGAAUCUCUUUUUAUCACUCCAAAAAUCAGAAAUUACUGUCAACAAGCAUAACAAAAUCAAUUUGUGCCAUGGUUUUAGUGAUAAAAUGUUCUAUAAAUAAGGAGUUCAAACAGCGUUUCAGACGGAGGGUGAAAAGAGGUGCUGCAGAACAGCCGGUGUGAGAGAAAUAAAGCGUUUUUUGAACAUUAAAGCAUGUAAACAGGUUGGUUAGUUAUUGAUAACAAAGAUGCUCUAUUACAAUCAGAAUACUACCGGCUUAGCACCAAUGUGAGUACAGCGACGUAACGACCCUUCCUUCUUUUAUAUAUUCCUUGGGCUGCAGUGUAUGUGAAUGAUAUCAGCUGACAGGAAGUAAACAUGGACCCAAGCUGUUGCACAGAAAUGCAAUUCUGCAUUGAGAUGGUCUAUAUGGAAGCAUCUGCAUUCGUUAGGUUUCUCUAAUCAUUCACCUUAAAUGUGUCCCGUCUGUAAACGUAACCGGUGUGGAGUGGACCAGAUGUUUAGAUGGGAGGUGAAUCCCCACAUGUGACAGUGUGAACAGAUUUGUGUACCCAAAAUGUGAUAAAUACAUUGCUGUUU
Molecule: messenger RNA, 1884 nt
Organism: Sebastes umbrosus (honeycomb rockfish)
Lineage: Eukaryota; Metazoa; Chordata; Actinopteri; Perciformes; Sebastidae
Gene: mtif3
Product: mitochondrial translational initiation factor 3
Exons: 4
Coding region: 130-996 (288 amino acids)
Biological process (GO): ribosome disassembly; mitochondrial translational initiation
Cellular component (GO): mitochondrion
Molecular function (GO): ribosome binding; translation initiation factor activity
Source: RefSeq, a predicted model, not a curated record